UAGAGACAUUAUUUCAGUAUAAGAUAUUUUUAACUGUUUAAACUGUAAAAAUAAAUGUCCAAAACGUAUUUAACAGAAUGGCUACAAACUGACACAGGACAGACUGAGAGUACAAACUCACAGUGAAGAUUCGUGCGAGUAUCGCUUCAUCAACAUGUAACGUAACGUCACUGUUGGUCGAAACCGAAAGUAGAGAUAAAUCUUGGUUACUAAACACGUAUGAAUGUUUAUAAAUUUCAAGUUAAGAGGGUAUGCAGUUGUUUUGUUAUAGAAGGAAAUUACAUUCGAGAUUUGUAAUUCCCGGUUUCGUUUUGGUGGUAUUCGUGAUUGUAGUUUAUUUUUGGCGAUCUCAUGAUGCUUCAAAUACAUCCUUACUUGAGCCUAAAGAUACCAAAGAAAUAUUAAACAAUGAUAUUUUAUUGGAACUGAAAGAAAUCGAAAGACAGAAUCGAUUUGACAGAAACCUAUAUGUUUGGUUAAUCAGCAUCUUGAUAGUGACUAACCUUUGUCUUUAUACAACUAUUGUAAAAGAAAAAGGGAUCCCAAAUACUGAUAUUUUAAAGCGUAUACAGAAAAUAUGGAAAAGCGUUGGUCUUUUUUCUCAAACUGAAACAAAGAGGACAGCUCAGCAUAGGUUGGAGAAUUCCCUCUGUGUGGUGGGGUUUGAGGAGGGUGAGACACAGAGACAUCAUGUUGAGAUGGCGAAGGAUCUGGUCGGCCCUGACAAGAGACUUCAGAUGAAGUCCGUGGUUGUAACGUCUCCAGAUUCCCUAGUCAACAUACCGCCAUCUAAAGUCCUUUUGAUGUUUGUGGACUACAAUGAGAGAAAUUUGAUAUUAGAGGAGGCGGAAGACGGAAUACGGAGACGAACUUUGGAUGUACUGAUGAAAAGUGGAGCUGAAGUGAUCGUGGUUUACUGCUGGGAGCUAUCCUCGAAGAAUUUAGAGGAGGGAUAUCUGUAUGCCCCUAAACUAGGUUCCGUCAGCAAAGUUCCCAGACUAAUUGAGCUCAGUAGGAAGAACUCUGUCUACAGUAUUUACAAACACUUCAACCAGCACCAAAAGUCCGCCUAUCAAAGGAAACUAAAAGAGCUUGAAGACUUCAUCAAAUGAUUUCUUGUACCUAAUAUAAUGUGAGGAAGUUAUUUCACAUUAUUUUUUCUGGUUUUUAUCUUUGAAUUCAAUUUUUAUCAACAGCAAAUUUGAGAUUUCUAAGAGAUAUUAUUUUUGGUAUGUGUUAGGCACACAUUCUUUUUAUAAAUAUUGAGUAUUACGUCAUGCAUAUUAUAAAAUGCUUGUUUGGUACUAAUAAAGAAUUACUUAUA
Molecule: messenger RNA, 1324 nt
Organism: Magallana angulata
Lineage: Eukaryota; Metazoa; Mollusca; Bivalvia; Ostreida; Ostreidae
Exons: 7
Coding region: 252-1112 (286 amino acids)
Source: RefSeq, a predicted model, not a curated record